CCAACGCGGACUGACGUCACCAAUAAAAUUAAAUCACUCAGAUUAUAAAAGCAGUCGUUGACACACAGUUUGUUUUUCGUGAGUAACACGAGUAUGCGUCAUUUUGUCAUGUCAAUUAGACUGGAACGUGUCGGUUUCCUGCUGCUAUUCACUAGCAAAUCAAUCUAUCUGCGUAGCGCCGCGACUAUGUGAUCGUAUUGUGGACACCACUGUGAAUCUAAAAAUGGAUUAUAGGAUGCUGUGAUUACGAUAAAAGUGAACAAAAUAUUUAUUGUCAUGACGCAAGUUCAUCCGUCCACGUACGGCCAACCACCGGCGCCACAGUAUGGAUUCUCACCCCAGUUUUACCAACCACAGCUUCAACAGCACCCUGCACAAAUCGAACUGCAAAAUGCACAGCAGUACCCUGCGUAUACACAACAAUACCCGACGUACCCACAAGAGUGCCCUACGCAACCUCAACUGUACCCUACGGACGCACAUAUGUACCAUGCGCAACCACAGAACACGCAACUACCUGUUUAUGCACCAGCUUCCGUUGGGCCACUCUCUGGUGCGCCAGAAUCGACGUCACCCGGGACGGUUGCUGUAAAAUCUAGCAAGCUGAGUUUAGGAGCUAAAGUAGCUAUUGGUCUUGCUGUAGCGCUGGUAUUAGUGGUUGCUGUGGGAAUCGGUGUCGGUAUUGCUGUAAUAAGUAACAAUAGUAAUAAAGUGACGGAUUAUUUCUUAGACGUAUCUACGGCAUCUAUACCACAUUUAUGUGGCGAGACUACUCUCAAUAACUCCACUGGUGAAAUCAGUUCUAUGAACUAUGAUGGAUCAACUCUGUACGACGCGAACGCCUACUGCACUUGGCUUAUUAGAGUCGAUAUUGGACAGGUAAUUUCACUGUCAUUCACUGCAUUUGAACUUCAGUGGGGUCUCAGGCAGGAUUAUUACAACUUCUUGUGUGCGUACGACGCCGUUACUAUUUUCGAUGGCGAGGACAACACGGCACCACUGUUGGCGUCACUUUGCGGUCAAGACCUGCCCUCGCCUGUAGUGUCUUCAAGUAAUACCAUGUUCAUUAUCUUUUAUUCGGAUGGUUCAGAAUCGUAUACUGGCUUCCAGGCUUCGUAUAUGGCAUCUGACAUGAGCGUCGGGUUUUCUGGAUGCGGAGGCGAUUAUUACCUAAGUGGCUCAUCCGGGACAGUUACGAGUAUGAAUUUCGAUGGUGGCUUCUCCACGUAUGCUAUGAAUGCACAGUGUGAAUGGUUAAUAGAAGUUGCUAGUAAUAAGCUAAUCGAGUUGACGUUUAAUUAUUUCGAUUUGGAGUACCAUUCCGUCUGUGCGUACGACAUUCUGAGUAUAUAUGACGGCCCCACUGUAUAUCAUUCUGCAUUCGGUCACUUUUGUGGUCCAGAGCUGCCGGAGACAGAAAUAUCAUCGUCUAAUAAAGUGUACAUGCAGUUCACAACUGAUGCACAGAGGCAACUUGGAGGCUUUUCAUUGGACUAUGCAGCUGUAGGAUAUACAGGAGUGUCGUCGAACUGUGGUGGCGAUCGUUAUUUGUCAGCGGGUAGUGGGACCAUUUCUAGUAUGAACUACGAUGGAUCUACAUUAUACGAUAGCAGUUCUAUAUGUGAAUGGGUUAUACAAGCUAACACUGGCGAGAUAGUAGAGUUGACUUUCACUGCAAUGGACAUUGAAGACGCGACAGGAUGUGGUUAUGAUUACGUCAUCCUGUUUGAUGGUGAUGCGACCUCAACAUCAGAAAUAAUUAAAUAUUGCGGGUACUCGCUGCCAUCAUCAUCCUUUGCUUCCACUGGUACUACCAUGUACAUUAAAUUUUUAACUGACCACGUUAUCGAAUAUACUGGUUUCCAGGCAACUUAUACAGCAGUAGGGCAAUGCACGCCAAGUGAGUUCCGCUGCGUGUCAGGUGACUCCUGCAUCUCAGCGAGCUUGGUCUGUGACUCCAAUAACGAUUGUCCUGACAACAGCGACGAAACAGGCUGUUCAUCUGACACUUGCGGUGCAUCGGAAAGCUUUACAGGUGCAAGUGACACAUUUAGCAGCCCAGGUUACGAUGGUACAUCUCUCUAUGCACAUAAUUUGAAUUGUGAGUGGGUAAUCACUGUGGACACUGCAAAGAAAAUUAUGCUGUAUUUCACCGACUUUAAAAUUCAGUACAGCUCACCCUGUAGUAAUGACUUCAUAGCCGUGUAUGAUGGCCCGUCCACGUCGGAUACUUUGAUUGGAAAAUACUGUGGCGAUCUCCCUAGCGCCGUUUAUUCCUCUGGCAAUCAGAUGGCUGUCACCAUGGUAACUGACGGGAGUAUAACUGACAUCGGAUUCCUUGCCGGGUAUGAAGACGAAGUCGUAUGUACUUCAGACCAGUUCCAGUGCGGUACUGGGGAGAUGUCUCUGUGUAUAAAUGAUGUGCUUCACUGCGAUAAUAAUGUUGACUGCGAUGACGGCUCAGACGAAGAUGGGUGUCCAGGAGCAUCGCCAUGUGGAGGUCCCGCAACGUUUACCUCAGAUAGCGGUUCAUUUUCGUCUAUGAAUUAUGAUGGCACGACUCUGUAUGACAGCAAUGCGGCCUGUUAUUGGCAGAUCACAGUGACAGUGGGAAAGAUUGUAUUUCUGUCAUUCAAUUCAUUCGAUUUGGAGAGCUCCUCGACCUGUGAUUACGAUGCUGUCAGUGUAUACAAUGGUGCCGACGACAGCGCCACCAAUCUGCUACUGGGGAAAUACUGUGGGCGUACAAUUCCACCGUCAAUACGGUCCACGGAUAAUCAAAUGUACGUGACGUUCACUUCGGACAUUUCUGUUCAAUAUACGGGAUUUGAAGCGGAGUUCGUUGCUGAAGUGGCCUGCUCUGACGACGAAUUCCGAUGCGGAAACGGCACAUUGGCAGUGUGCGUUAGCAGUUCACUACGUUGCAAUGGCAUUGAGGACUGUAACGAUAGCAGUGAUGAAAGUGGGUGCCCAGGGAAUCAAGCUAAUUGCGGAGUUCCGGCGUAUAUGCCGACUUUGAGACGAAGAAAACGUGGCAUUCCUAACUCAAACCAGCGAAUAGUGGGCGGAGUAGAAGCCGAUAUAGGAAGUUGGCCGUGGCAGAUAAGUCUGGAGCAUAAUGAUUAUGGUCAUAUUUGUGGCGGUACAAUUAUUAACACCGAAUGGAUCGUAACAGCCGCUCAUUGCGUAGUCGAUGAUUUGACCUCCUCGAUGUACACGAUUGUAGCGGGCGAGCAUGACCGAGGGACAAGCGACAGCAGCCAACAGUCGCGUUCCAUUUCUACAAUAGUAGUGCACGAUAGUUAUAACUCGUUUACGCUUGAUUAUGACAUCGCGUUACUGAAAGUGUCCACCUCUUUGUCAUGGACGAAUUAUGUUAUCCCGGCAUGCCUUGAGGUUGGAGGGCACACAUUUUCAGAUGGGAAGAUUUGUUAUAUCACAGGCUGGGGUGACACGCUUGGAACUGGUGAUAAUACUUACCUAUAUCAAGUAGAUGUCCCAUUACUAUCGAAUACAGUGUGUAAUCAGCCUAGUUAUUUGAAUGGACGCAUUACCGAUCGUAUGAUGUGUGCGGGAUAUGAUGAAGGUGGUAAAGACAGCUGUCAGGGUGAUAGCGGGGGACCAUUAGUAUGUGAAGAUAGUGAUGACCGAUGGUAUCUGGCUGGUAUAGUCAGCUGGGGAUUUGGAUGUGCCGAUCCUAUGAGCCCCGGGGUUUACGCAAGAACAAGCUAUUUCACAGAAUGGAUAUCACAGGGCUUGUUAGACAACUAAAUGUAUACUGAUUGGUUGACCUGGAAGUAUUUUAAUACAAAAUAUUAGUACCCAUAUUGCUUCAAGUCAAGUUCCCCGAGU
This is a messenger RNA of Saccoglossus kowalevskii, 3852 nucleotides long. RefSeq names its product suppressor of tumorigenicity 14 protein homolog. NCBI's taxonomy places the organism in Eukaryota, Metazoa, Hemichordata, Enteropneusta, Harrimaniidae. The record is from RefSeq and is a predicted model, not a curated record. Gene Ontology annotation, molecular function: serine-type endopeptidase activity; protein binding. Gene Ontology annotation, biological process: proteolysis.